This is a messenger RNA of Sinocyclocheilus rhinocerous, 2552 nucleotides long. Its product is annotated as alpha-internexin-like. The record is from RefSeq and is a predicted model, not a curated record. Bases 212 to 1609 code for a protein of 465 amino acids. Gene Ontology annotation, biological process: intermediate filament organization. Gene Ontology annotation, molecular function: structural constituent of postsynaptic intermediate filament cytoskeleton. Gene Ontology annotation, cellular component: intermediate filament; postsynaptic intermediate filament cytoskeleton; cytoplasm. Lineage: Eukaryota; Metazoa; Chordata; Actinopteri; Cypriniformes; Cyprinidae. The transcript is spliced from 3 exons.
AAAAGCACUCUUUGCGCCUUUAAAAGUUAAAAAUAACCUACAGAUCAGCUUAGCCUAUUUGUCGCAUUUCUUCGGGGUCUGUCCAUCUAAAACAUCUGCAGUAAGGAAGGUUGAAUGCGAGGAGCAGCACGGGUAAAUUAUUGAUUGGGACGGUCCUGCUAUAAAAAGGAGACGCCGCCUGGGUUCUGCUCCUUGUCUUCAAAACGCCAAGAUGAGCUACGGAUCCGACAUCUACUCUGCCUCUUCCUACCGGAAGAUCUUCGGAGACUCUACCCUCUACUCAGCCUCUCCAUCCCGGCUGAGCAGCUCCCGGAGCGGGUUUAAGUCCCAGUCCGCGACCCGCACCAGCAUCCCCAGCACCUACAAGCGCACCACCCGAUCUGCCUUUCCAUCUUCAUCCUUGACUCUGGAAAGCUUCGACUUCACCCAGAGCACAGCACUUAAUAAUGAGUUCAAAAUCACCCGUACCAAUGAGAAGGAGCAGAUGCAAGGACUCAAUGACCGUUUCGCGAUGUUCAUCGAGAAAGUUCGCAAUUUGGAGCAGCACAACAAAGUGUUGGAAGCCGAACUCGUGACCCUGCGCCAGCGCCAGACAGAACCGUCCCGUCUGGCCGAACUUUACCAGCAGGAGAUCCGAGAGCUGCGCUCCCAACUCGAGGAACUUAACGCGGAGAAGAACCAGAUGAUGUUCGAGCGCGACAACAUGGAGGAGGGCAUUCAGAAACUCCAGGAGAAGUUCGAGGAGGAGAUGAGAAUGCGCGAGGAGGCUGAGCAAAUGCUUAGAGCUUUCAAGAAGGACGUGGACAACGCCACCAUGGUGCGCCUAGACCUGGAGAAAAAGGUCGAAUCCCUUCUGGACGAGAUCAACUUUAUGAGAAAUGUGCAGGAGGAGGAGGUAACUGAACUCAUGAACAUGAUCCAGGCUUCCCAGGUGUCAGUGGAGAUGGAAGUGGCCAAACCCGAUCUCACCUCCGCCCUCAAGGAGAUUCGCGGCCAGUACGAGGCUAUGGCGAAUAAGAACUUGCAGUCCGCUGAAGAGUGGUAUAAGACCAAGUUCGCCGAUCUUAGCGAACAGGCCAACAAGAGCAACGAGGUCAUUCGCGCUAGCAGGGAAGAGCUCAGCGAGUUCAGGAGGCAGCUGCAGUCCAAGACCAUCGAGAUCGAAAGCCUAAAGGGCACCAAUGAAUCGCUGGAAAGGCAGAUUCAUGAGAUGGAGGACAGGCUCAACGCUGAGGUCAUGGGCUACCAGGAUACAGUUGGGCAGUUGGAGAAUGAGCUGAGGACCACUAAGAGUGAGAUGGCCCGUCACCUCAGGGAGUACCAAGACCUGCUGAAUGUCAAGAUGGCGCUUGACAUAGAGAUAGCUGCUUACAGGAAACUGUUGGAAGGGGAGGAGACACGUAUCAGCACUGGGAUCACCUACCCCACCCCUGCCUCAGUGUCCAGCUACAGCUACCUGUCCCGUAUGUACAGCAGCACUAGCGCUAGUGGAAAGAAGGAGGUCAAGGAUGAUGACGACAAACAUCAGCAGAGCAGCAAACCCGGCAAAGGCUCCUCCCAGUCUGACGACUCCAAGACGAGUGACAACCCCACCAACCAGAAAAACUAAAUGUCUCAACCCUCUUUCUUUCUUCCUCUCCUCCCUCUGCCUUCUCCAUUACCCUCUUCUUCCUUUUCCCAAGCAAUUCCCCUCCACAAAGGGGGUCUCAGAGAGGAAUCUAGCGAAUUUCAACUUAUUCUCCACUAAUUCACCUCCCACUCAGUCACGGGGCAGCAGUUGUUCUGUAGCAAACCACUAACUACUCAAUACACACUCUUUGAUGCAUAUAUUCUGCAUAUAUUCCUGGGCUGCACUGUGAGCCUUAUCGUCACUUUUAACUGUACUAUAACAGGCUUCUCUCAGCACAUUGCAUUAAGGAAAUGUCUAUGUGGUUAGCUUUGGUGAAGGUAGCUUAUUAUGCUGCAGUUUUUCCAAAAGCCAGCACAAAACUUGACUUGCAAUAAUAUUUUCUGUCUUACAAUAUAAGCUGUAAGCCAGUCAUUUAUUGUUGUCUUUGCAUCAUGGCAGCCCUAGUAACAAUGGCAUCUUGGAGUAUCAUCGCAUCAGAAUUGCAUCUGUUUCUUGACUCCAGUUAACUUCGGUAUACUCAUAAUGCUAAAAAAAUAAAUAAGUAAAAACAGGAAUCUGGAACUAUACAUGCAUAGUUUCGAAAACACUCCACCCAGCCAAAUUUCUCUCCAAGACUGCUCUUGAUUCCAUUUUAAACAUGUCUCACCCACUUGCCCUAUAAAAGGGACAAGGAUUUGAGCCUAAUAGCAAGUCCUCACUGCAUGAGGUGUAUCUGCUCUUUGCAUGGUGACUGUAUGUGGGUCCAACAGAAGUGUACCUAUACUUUCAUAGCAGUGUACCUGCCAUCCCUCUCAGUACUUAAGGCUGCAUUAGUUCACCAGCCAAUGGGCAAGACUGAGAGCAAAAUGUUACACAGUACUGCUGAAGCCUUUCACAUGCUGCUAAAUGCUUGUGAUUAAUACAAAUUCUGACAAAUACUUUA